Acanthoscelides obtectus is the source of this 379-nucleotide messenger RNA. NCBI's taxonomy places the organism in Eukaryota, Metazoa, Arthropoda, Insecta, Coleoptera, Chrysomelidae. The record is from the annotation of a GenBank genome assembly.
CGUUGUUAAAGAACAUUCAUUCCAUUCUUUAAGAAGCUAGCAAUAUUUCACUUAAAUUCAUAAUUUAUACAUGAAGGUAAAUGAGUGUUGUAACAUCUGUGCUAGUUAUUUACAACACACUGGAUGUCAUAUCAAUAGCUUCACUGCAUUGGAUAAUGUUUGAACUUUGCACUUUUAUUGUUUGUUGCUUACGAGAAAUGUUAACGGGCGUGGAGUACAAUAAUAAUUUGCGGGAUCACGGGCCAUUCUACACUCAAAUUUUAUAUAAAAUAUUUAGCAAUGUGCAUGCAACUUUUGUAAUAAUGGGUGUAUCCAAUGAAUAGGAAUAUCAUUAGAUCAUUUUAAUGUGAUAAUUUGCUAUUGACGUCAAAUAAUUGAC